This is a messenger RNA of Ziziphus jujuba (common jujube), 1414 nucleotides long. RefSeq lists its product as uncharacterized. The coding region runs from base 82 to 1206 and encodes 374 amino acids. The record is from RefSeq and is a predicted model, not a curated record. The transcript is spliced from 11 exons. NCBI's taxonomy places the organism in Eukaryota, Viridiplantae, Streptophyta, Magnoliopsida, Rosales, Rhamnaceae.
UAUUUUUUUUUUUUUUCCUUUUCGGGGGAGUACCAAGCAAAGCAAAACUACUGGGUUGUGAGGGAAGUAAGCUCGGGAACCAUGGAGUGCGCAUGGAAGGGGCGUGGGACUCGGUGCACGGGACCAGCCAAAAGACGUUGUGGUCGCUGUGGCGCUGUUGCUUAUUGCUCUCUUUCUCACCAGAUUUCGCAUAGGAAUGAGCAUAAAGAAGAGUGUAAAAGAUUAGAACAACAGAUGAAGCACAUAGAUAUCGUGAAUGAAUUUCCCUUUACUUUUUCUGAAGAAGCUACCGUCAAGAUAUGUGAAAAGCAGGAGACAAGGUGCUCAUUCUUUAUCAAAAAGGGCAUCCACCAGUUGGGAAUGUGGUUAUAUGAGUGCCCUUGUGGGACAUCAGUUAUUUCCCUAGAUUGCUCAAGGUCGACUAAUGGUUGGGAUCUCCCUGAUGAAUUGUGUCCAUGUAAAGAGCCUGUAUAUCCAAUAUCAAAGCAUUUAUGUAGUUGGAAGGAGUACUAUGAGUGGAGGUGCAUCCCACUACAUUCUCCUGUUGCUUUGCUUCUUCACUGGCCACUUACAAUUUACCAUGCCACUAAAGUUGUGGGUCUGGGAAGCUGGGCUUCUCAAAUUAGCAAACAACUGCAGAUACACUAUCUUGGCCCUGAGAAAGAGCUUCAGCAGCUUGCUGUCUUUGCAGAGUUGCAUGCACUUUUUCCUGAUGUUCAUGUGCAUAUGGAGCUUAUUGGACCUGCCAUUCCACAAAGUAGGGACGGUGAGAAGAUUGAUUUAUGCAAAUAUGCUCAUUGCCUUAGAACAGAUUGCUUUUGCAAAUCAUCAAGCAAUACCUGGGGCUCAAACAGCAGUGAAAAUUUGGCAAUAACAUUGCAGCUUCGAAGAGGAUUUUAUCAUGACCGUUACAAAGAUAUAGCGAAGGAGUCAUCUCCUCAUUUUAUCAUUGCUCCCAAUGCUGGCAUUGCUGCUUACUCAAGUUGGUUGCCAACUAUGGAGCUAAUAAAAGAGCUUGGUGUCCCAGCUGUAUUUUCUGAUUAUUGUGAAGAAGCAUGUCAUCUUGGAGCUGGUUGCAUAAGCAGUGUAACUGGCAGUACUCUAAAUCUUCCUAUUCAACUAAAUCCAUUCAGGCAGCCUAUGGUGGUGGAGGAUAGCGCUCUUCUUCUCCCCUGUUAUUCUAAUUGCUUCCUUUAUGGAAUAUGAAAAUGCCUGCUUCCAAAUCAAACAAUCUUUAGUAGCUUUCUUCAUUGGCUUUUCCACCCCCGCCCCCACUUCCUUUUAAUGUGUAAAAAGCAACUUAAAUUUUGCUGACUAAAUCUUUUUUUAUUUUAGCAUGUAAUAAUGGGCUUUUCGUUCUAUGUAUGGUAAAACAUUAGCCUUGUUAUUAGUAUGAUGAUUAUUAUUAUUAUUA